Messenger RNA from Vicugna pacos (alpaca), 1962 nucleotides. Lineage: Eukaryota; Metazoa; Chordata; Mammalia; Artiodactyla; Camelidae. The record is from RefSeq and is a predicted model, not a curated record.
GGGGGUGGUUACGGUGUUUCACUUCCGCGGAUUUUAGCGAGGCCUUAACUGCGCGGAGGGCCGCAACAGGCCUAGGUAGCGUCGACCCGGCUAUCGGCGCCCCGGGGGAAAACGGGGCGCUGCUUUGCUGGGUCUGAGGCGGCGGCGGGAACACAGCUCAGCCUCCGGAACCUCCCUCCCCGCCUCCCCGCCUCCGGACGAAAUACGGACGAAAAGCUCCCAUGGAAUUUUGAUUCACCGAGUGACCUUGAGCUCAGGGUGGACGCGUACCGUGUAGUUCUGGCUGCACUCGGCAAUUCAAAGAAGGAAUGCAGUGAAAAAGCAUCGCUGAGAAGCAGAUCGGGGCUCAGAAGGUGAUGGUUGCGAACUAGCUCUGGGAGCUGGAUAUUUACAUUCUUUGCGCCUUAUAACCUCUUCUGACCAAAAAAGGAUUGGGUUAAAGGAAUUUUGUGGGAGUGUCACUGUAUGGAAACACUGUUCCAGCCGGGGUGUCUCCAAAGGGCUCAGUGUAAUUCCAGGACCAGAAUAUUGCCAGCCAGCCAGCCAGCCCUACAUUUAAUGACUCCUAAAUGCUCUUGGGCUUCUAAAGAAGCGCCAUGGCCUGUACCGCUGUCAUGAUUCCUGGGUGGCUGCGGGGCUGUGCCGGGGCCAUCUGCACGCAGGCUGCUUCGUGGAGAUCGCCGCCCAGCGCUGUGCGCCACCUCACCCUCAGCAGCAUGAUGAAAUCCAGAAGGAAAACUGACCACUUGGAGAGAACUGCAGAUGUCGUUCGACGGGAGGUGGUGUCGGCCGCGAAGGUGUGUGACACUGCAGACGAGUCCCCGUCGGUGAAGAGGCUCCGCCUUCUUGUGGCGGAUAAAGGCUUCUCCUUCAAAGCUGGCCAGUGGGUUGAUUUCUUCAUCCCAGGAGUAUCUGUGGUUGGUGGGUUCUCCAUAUGCUCCAGCCCCAGACUGCUAGAACAAGACAGAAUGAUAGACUUGGCAGUGAAGUAUACGAAUCAUCCUCCUGCUCUCUGGGUUCACAAUCAGUGUGCACUUGGCUCUGAAGUGGCCGUGAGAGUGGGUGGAGAGUUCUUCUUUGACCCUCAGCCUGCGGACGCCUCUAGGAACCUGGUGUUGAUCGCAGGGGGAGUCGGAAUCAACCCUCUGCUUUCCAUCCUGCGGCACUCAGCCGACCUGCACAGAGAACGGGCCGACAAAGGAAGCGGGUAUGAGAUGGGGACGGUCACACUCUUCUACAGCGCGAAGAACACCAGCGAGCUCCUGUUUAAGAAAAAUAUCCUCGAUUUAGUCAAUGAAUUUCCCGAGAAGAUGGCCUGCAGUUUGCAUGUCACGAAACAGACUGCACAAAUCAGUGCAGAACUCAAGCCGUACAUCACGGAAGGAAGAAUCACGGAGAAGGAGUUAAGUGAUCAUAUUUCGAAGGAGACUUUGUUCUACAUUUGCGGCCCACCUCCGAUGACAGACUUCUUCUCCAAGGAGCUGGAGGACCGCCACGUGCCCCCGGAGCACAUUUGCUUUGAGAAGUGGUGGUAGGAGCUGGCGAGGCGGGAAAGGGAGCGUCAGGGCCACUCAGGACAGUGACAGACAGUACGUUCUGUGAUUCCUGGCAGGAUGAGCUGACCUCUCCCCAGUCUCAGGUUUUUAAGGCUGUGAACUAAGUGACCAGUUGGUGAAUAAAAGGAAAACCAGCUGACAGUCUUAAGUGAUAAACCUUUUGCAAAAGCCUCAUUGUUUGAACUCUUUCUUACCAUGUUGACUUGCUUUUAUGAGUCACUGAUUAUCUCAGGCCGUACCUCAAAUUGGUCAAUACAGAUUUUCUUUCCCCUUAAGGAAAAGAAAGACAUAUCCUUAUAUUUCAUCCUAUGAAGAUACGGUUUUGUGGGUGACAUGUUGGCUAUCUUUAAAUUAUUUGACAGCAAUCUGUGUAUCUUAUGUUGAAUAAACUUAAACCUAUUCUUAA